This is a messenger RNA of Salvelinus sp. IW2-2015, 1145 nucleotides long. NCBI's taxonomy places the organism in Eukaryota, Metazoa, Chordata, Actinopteri, Salmoniformes, Salmonidae. The record is from RefSeq and is a predicted model, not a curated record.
AGAGGAGGAAGAGGCAGAAAGACCAGGGUUUGCGUCGUCGUCGACUGCAGCCUUGCGUGACAACACCAGACCGGAUUCGUGUUUCUGGUAUAGACAUUUUUUGGUCGACAAUUUGUCUUCUUCUUCUCGAAGGGGACCAAUCUUAUAUUUACACAUUUCAUCGACCCGUCGACCAGUGUAAAUGAACUGUUCUGUUUGGUGUUCUAACGUGGAUAAAGUUAAGGAAAACCUUCUAAUGGAGGCUUGCUGGGCAAAAUGGCUGGGCUCACUGAAAUGUGAAACGGACGGUUAGCAGUGGUAGCAGAAACAACUGGUAAAUACCCCUAAAUAAACCUGCAGUCAUGGGUGARUUCCUGAAAUACAUCGACUACGACCACAAGACCAGCUUCUUGAAGAUGUUGAACCAACAGAGGAUGGAAGGGGAYCAYUGUGACGUUGUGGUUGUGGUGGAAAACGUUGAGUUCAGAGCUCACCGCUGUGUCCUGGCCGCCUGCAGCAUCUACUUCAAGAAACUGUUUAAAAAACAGAACGAUGUGGACAACUCCAUCGUGGAGCUCGACUUCAUUCGAUCCGACAUCUUCGAGGAGGUCCUCAAUUACAUGUACACCGCCAGGCUCGCCGUCCGCAAAAAGGACAUCAACCUCAUGAUGUCCUCCGGACAGGUCCUGGGGAUCGCCUUCCUCGACAACCUGUGUUCACAGAAGCGUGAGCCCAAUAUGAAGCUGAGUCGUGAGAACCAGGCGCCAGGGGACGAGCACCUGAAGAUCCACACGGGCUUUAAACCGCACCGCUGCCUGGUCUGUGGCAAGGCGUUCAUACGAGGGCCCGACUUAAAGCGACACGAGAGGGUCCACAGCAACGAGAGACCCUUCGGAUGCCAGAUGUGUGAAAAGGCCUUCAAGCACAAGUCCCACCUGCGAGACCACGAGCGGCAGCACCGAGGGGAGAGGCCCUUCAACUGCGGCUCCUGUGAAAAGGCGUUCAUCAAAGCGUCCGACCUGAAGCGCCACUGGAACACGAUGCACAGCCAGCGCAGAACGCUGUCCCCGGCCGCCGCCGCCGCCGCCACCCCGGGCAGCAUCCAGGGAGACACCGACACGCAGAGCCAGAGGGACUGGAAGCUAGAGGCUGGGCCACAUUCGUAA